This is a messenger RNA of Cladophialophora immunda, 1658 nucleotides long. RefSeq lists its product as uncharacterized. The record is from RefSeq and is a predicted model, not a curated record. Gene Ontology annotation, molecular function: zinc ion binding; N-acylphosphatidylethanolamine-specific phospholipase D activity. Gene Ontology annotation, biological process: N-acylphosphatidylethanolamine metabolic process; N-acylethanolamine metabolic process. Bases 91 to 1410 code for a protein of 439 amino acids. Lineage: Eukaryota; Fungi; Ascomycota; Eurotiomycetes; Chaetothyriales; Herpotrichiellaceae. Gene Ontology annotation, cellular component: membrane-bounded organelle; cytoplasm. The transcript has a single exon.
CACCAAUAUACAAGAAGACGAGCUGCUACCUCCAGGCAGCAAGAAGCCAUGCUUAGGUGGCCUCGCUUGAUAUAAUCCCCCCCUCGCUCCAUGCGCACCUUCUUCCGGCUGUUUUUCAGCAAGCGCACACCCUUCAAAGCCCAUACUGCUACACAUCCACCUCCCUGGCGCACCAUGACGUCCUCCUCCACUGCCGCCCUGCUGUACGCUGCUACUAUUGCCAUUCCCUCGACCGCAUCCCCCAAACCUGAAGACGAGAUUACAAAGACCAAAGCAUGGCACGUCAAGAGCGGCGGCUUUGAAAACCCUUGGCCGUCAUGGCAGAUGCACUCUCUACCAACCUUGCUCUGGGGUCUUAUUCAUAGGCGAUUGACUGGCAAGGCGAACAAACCCAACACGACCCCUCCUACCGUCCCCGUUCACCCCCCGACCUUCCUUCCUUCGCGCACGGCAAACGUCCCAGGCUCUCUUAGAGCAACAUGGCUCGGGCAUGCCUGCUUCUAUGUCGAAUUCCCCUCCGGCCUGCGCGUCUUAUUUGACCCGGUCUUUACAGAUCGUUGUUCGCCCUUUUCCUGGCUCGGCCCUAAGAGGUACACGGAGAUGCCUUGCCAAAUAAAAGAUAUCCCCAUCAUUGACGCUGUGGUAAUCUCCCACAACCACUACGAUCAUCUGUCGCAUCCUACAAUUCUGGAGAUUGCGAAACACAACCCAGAAUGCCAUUUCUUUGUGCCUCUAGGCAACAAGAAAUGGUUCUCGGCAAGCGGGAUCGAGAAGUGUACUGAAUUGGACUGGUGGGACGAAGUGGAUUUCACAUUGACAUCCUCAUCCUCAACUUCUACAGAGACGAAGCGCGCAAGCGUAUCUUCCACCGACGAACCCAACCCACCUGCCUCCUCAGACACAAUAACAGCUCGCAUCUCCUGCCUCCCAUGCCAACACAUUUCCUCACGCUCCAUUCACGACCGCGCUGCCACUCUGUGGGCUUCGUGGUCAGUCUCGUCAGGCUCUAAAUCGGUAUAUUUCGGUGGUGAUACCGGCUAUCGCACGGUGCCCAAGUCCUCCGAAGGGAAAGACGACUGGUCAGAAGAAUAUUCAAAACUACCUCAUUGCCCGGCGUUCGCAGACAUAGGUCGGUUACGAGGACCGUUUGACCUGGGAUUAAUUCCCAUUGGGGCUUAUAUGCCGCGGUGGAUCAUGAGUCCCAUGCACGCAAAUCCCCGUGAUGCGGUGGAAAUAUUUCGAGAUGUAAAGUGCAAGAAGGCGCUGGGUAUACACUGGGGCACAUGGGUCCUGACCGAGGAGGAUGUCCUGGAGCCACCUAGGCUGUUGAAGGAAGCAUUGAAACACCAUAAAAUGGAAGAGACGGGAUUGUUUGAUGUAUGCGACAUUGGUGAGAGCAGGGAAUUUUGAAAAUUUUAGUUGGGAGAUGCGUGGCUGCUGGGUAUGGAAGAUUUCCAAGUCAAAUAUAGUGGCAUAGUAUUUAUUGGUAUUUCCCGCGAUGCCUCGAUGGUCUGUACUGGGAUUGGGAUGGCUGGCGAGGACAAUAUGGCCGCUACGGAGGACAUUGUACAAAUACACGGGUUCUGUUGGGUUGUUUCAGCAACGAAAGGAACUUCACCUCUCCACGUGGCAUCUCUCACGCUUAGAUCUAUACCUAU